Messenger RNA from Cephus cinctus (wheat stem sawfly), 3217 nucleotides. It is a transcript of the gene RNaseZ, whose product is annotated as ribonuclease Z, mitochondrial. Gene Ontology annotation, molecular function: 3'-tRNA processing endoribonuclease activity. Gene Ontology annotation, cellular component: mitochondrion. The transcript is spliced from 6 exons. The record is from RefSeq and is a predicted model, not a curated record. Lineage: Eukaryota; Metazoa; Arthropoda; Insecta; Hymenoptera; Cephidae. Gene Ontology annotation, biological process: mitochondrial tRNA 3'-end processing. Bases 615 to 3095 code for a protein of 826 amino acids.
GUUUAAACAAACUGAAACAAACAUGUUGCAUGUUCAUUUACCUAAAAGCUCAUGACUUUCUACUAUUAACUAUCAAACGUUUUUCCAAGCUUAUCAAGAAUUAUCAAACAAUUGAAAGUAGAAAUACUGCAAUAUUUCUAAUUCAAUGGACACAUCGAUCGAGAAAUCGAUUGUAUCGUGUCGAUUGAAAUUUUCGAUUCUCAUAUGGUUUUUCUAAUUUUUCUAGCAAACAAUGGACUAUCAAAUGUUUUUAUUUGUUAAUUCAUAACUAUCAAAUGAUUCCGCAUCGAUUUAGCCCAUGAAAAGCUAAAUCCGAUUAGCAACAAGAAAGUGACGGCCAACCGCACACCAGAUUUUGAUUUUAAUUUUCUGAAAAAAAAAAUGACUAAAACUUUUUAAUCACGUUUUUACAAGACUGUCAAACACUGUUAAACGACUGUUAAACGAUUUGGAAUAAGAAAAAGUUUAUAAAUAAAAGUUGCCCAGCCAACUUCACACAGGUAGCUCAUGAUGCACGUGGUGUGAAAGACAGUUGUGUAAAUUAUAAAAUGUCAAUGAUUAGGCUAUGUGCGUAAUUAUAAUUUUUGGACGAAAGAAACACAAUUAGAAAUCGAAUGAUUACCACUACCCGUCCAUUCACCAGGAAAAUACUUGGACACUUCGGGACAACCCGGAGCCUAAGACCAUACUCCAAGGGUUUUCCUUGGCGCGAUCCUGUACAACAAGUAGCAAAUUCAAAAAUGCCAAAAGAUAAACAAUUUAUUUUGUCAAUGCAACGACAGCGACAGAAAAUUAAAGAGAGAAAUUUCAAGGUCAUUCCGGGUAUUGUACAAUUGCAGAUACUUGGUAGUGGAGCUCGUGGAUCAGCAAGAUGCCUCUAUGUAUCAAGCGAUCAUACAAAGUACUUGUUUAAUUGUGGUGAAGGAACCCAGAGACUGGCAUUUGAGCAUCGACGUAAGCUCACAAGAGUGGAGCAUGUUUUUGUAACGACACCUACUUGGAACAAUAUGGGAGGGCUGCCAGGAGUAGCUCUGACAGUACAAGAUAAUGGUGUAUCAGAAUUUAAACUCCAUGGACCUGAAGGAUCUAUCGAUUUAUUUAAUGCUAUUAAGAAAUUUGUUAUUCUAAAGGAUUUAACUGUUCAUCCAGCUACAUGCAGUGAGCUAAAUCCAUUUCAGGAUCAAACUAUGACUGUGCACUAUGUUCUUUUAACAAAACCAACAAUUGAGAAUGAUCCUGAUGACACUGUGAAUGAUUUAACAGUUGAUAACACUGACUAUUAUUCUCAUGAACUAGCUCCAAAUGGCAAAAGGAAAUCAUAUAAUGGUGAAAGCAGUAGAAAGUUGCAAAAAACAGAGCCGCAGAUUAUAGGAGGCCGUGUAACAGGUUCUAUGGCAUAUAUUUGUAAACUACGUCCUCGACCUGGAUCUUUGGAUCUGAAUAAAUGUGUAGAAAAAGGCGUAACACCUGGUCCGGUUUUGGGUCAAUUAAAAGCUGGAAAUGAUGUGACACUUCCAGAUGGGACAUUGAUAAAAAGCGCAGAUGUCUGCACACCACAAUGUCCUGGUCCAGUAUUCAUUGUCAUUGAGUGUCCCACAGUAGAUUAUUUGGAUUCGUUAACGAACAAUGAAACAUUCAAGAACUACCAGGCAACAGCUUCUGAAGAAGACAACAUUGCAUACUGUGUGGUUCAUUUUACGCCAGAAGAAGUCCUUAAAAAUCCACGUUAUAAGGAAUGGAUAAAUAAAUUUUCCCAGAAAACACAACACAUAAUAAUUAAUGAAGAAAAUGAGUGUAUAGGCAGUGAAGCAGUUCACAGAAUUCAACAUAAGCUGCACCUUCUUCAUCCUGAAAUAUUUCCAUUCUUUGACAGCAUUACAUUUGAAAAGAGUGAAGAGGCAAAUCCCCCAGAACGAAUUUCACAAGAUUCUGUAGAAACCGAAGAAAUUAAUCCUAUAAUUCAUCGUGUCAAAACUCUUCAUUCUAUAAAUCUGCGUCCAUUGACUGGAUUGGAUAAAAGUUUAGAAUUAUCUAUUAGUCCAAAGCAAUAUGUGGAUGAAGCAUUCGCUGUGGAUGGUUUCCUGGAUGCCUUAGCAGAACUCCAAACAAAUAUUGCAGCAACAAGUAAAUCCCUAAUCAAUGCACCCGAAUACCCAAAGGUUUUGAUGCUAGGAACCGGUUCCUGUAUACCAAACAAAGUUAGGAACACCAGUGGCAUUCUUCUAAGACUUGAUAAGGAAUGCAGUAUUUUACUAGAUUGUGGAGAAGGAACAAUGGGUCAGAUAAUUCGAUUUUAUGGAAAAUCCAACGCUACCCGUAUUCUUAAAACUAUUAAGGCUGUUUACGUAUCGCAUUUACAUGCUGAUCAUCAUAUCGGUUUGAUUGGAUUGCUAAAAGAGAGAGCACGAGUAACUGAGGAACCACUAUUUUUAAUUGCACCUGAACAAAUUUCUGCAUGGCUUCAACUUUACCAUAAACGAUUCGAGUCUAUCUUGGAUCUGUACAUCCUGGUGCCUAAUUCGUAUAUUCUUUUAAAUGAACAUGGAUUAUCCAACGCGAGAGAAAAAGAAUUGUACAGUGCACUGAAUGUGCGAGAUAUUAGCACUGUACGGGUGAAGCACUGUCCAUUUGCAUAUGGUGUUGCUGUGACUGACAGUGCUGGUAAUAAAAUUGUUUACAGUGGAGACACUGUACCGUGUGAUAACUUAAUAAAAUUAGGAGCUGAUUGUGAAUUAUUAAUACAUGAAGCUACUAUGGAGGAUGACAUGGAAGCUGAAGCAAGAAUGAAACUUCAUUCAACAAUUUCCCAAGCGAUAACGUCUGGCAAUAAUAUGAGAGCAAAAUUCAUUUUGCUAACUCACUUCAGUCAACGCUACUCAAAGAUGCCUCGCAUCCCAGAAGAUUCUCAGGGAAAGAAUUUUGAUAACGUUGGAAUAGCUUAUGACAAUAUGCUAGUAAGCUUAGCCCAACUUCCGAUACUUCCUCUACUGUAUCCCAGCUUGAGACUGAUGUUCAGUGAAUUUUGUGUAUUGCUUGAAGAAAGAGCAACGAAGAGACAAUUAAGAUUGGAAAAACUGAAUCAGGAAUUUCUGUAGUUUAUCGAAUAUCAAAUGUAACAACUUAAAUGAUCUUAAUCCAUGUGUAAAAAUAGCUUAAUAGAAGUCUAGGAUUUGUAAAAAAAAAGGGAAGAAAAUAAAAAUGAAAUGGUGAAAGAGAA